AUGCGCCUUGCGUUGCUCUGGCCGCAGCGCUGCCGUCGGCCUUUCGCGAGGAGUUUUGCAGCAGCCCCCGUGAAGCCCGUGGAUGAUGCAGCUGCUGCACGUAGGCAGCACUCGAUCUACUACGCGCGGUUCACUCGCAAGUUUCCGGCGCAACUUGGGCCUCUGUCCAUGGAAGCGGUGGACCGAACAACUCGCUUUCUGACGAAUCGAGGUUUGGACCAGACGCGAGCACUGCGAGCCAUUUCUCGGCAUAUCAUGAUCACCUGCUAUUCGCAGAAAAUGAUGGACAGCAAGAUUGAGUGGCUGAGUAACUUGGGUCUUAGUCACAACAAGAUUAACGACGUUCUUGCGCGCCACCCAGUCAUUUUGGGGAGCUCUUUCGAGAAAUUAGAAGCACUGAUCCGGUGGUUUAUUGCCCACGGCGUGCCAGAGAAAAAAAUGCCGUAUUUGAUCAACGUGUUCCCCGAAAUAGCAGCUUUCAGCAUAGCGACGCUGGACACUAAGGUUGAUUUCCUUAAGGAAAUUGGGUGUGAUGAUGAUCAAAUUGCACGCAUAUUGGCGAUGGCACCGCGGGUACUUGGGUAUAGUAUUGAGAAGCUACAAGCCAAUGUGGAUUAUCUGGAAGAACUGGGCGUUCCUUGUGAGUUUAUCCCAGUCAUCACAGCAAGAGUGCCUCAGUUCCUUGGCCUAAAGACUACUCGAAUUAAGGAAACUGUGGAUGCGGUGGACGUCAUGUUUGGGGACGGGGCUGGUGUGGAGGCUUUACUUCGAAACUCGCGCAUCGUCAUGCACAAUGUCAGCGGUAUACGUCGUGCCUACAAUUUUCUGCUGUCAGUCGGCUUCACCGUAGAGCGACUGAAGCAGUGCACGAGAUUUGUGAUGCGUAGUGAGAAAUUUAUCCUUCGUCCGCGUGCCAAGUUCCUGGAGACAAAGGGAGUGAACGUGGUUAGCAGCUCCUCGUGGAUCUUGAUGACAGAAAGCCACUUCAUUGAAAAAUAUCCCGACUACGCAACAUAUUUGACUCAGUACAAGGCGCGACUGAAGAAGAAAAAGCAGGCGUUGGCCCGCUGA
This is a messenger RNA of Phytophthora infestans T30-4, 1071 nucleotides long. RefSeq lists its product as uncharacterized. The transcript has 5 exons. The coding region runs from base 1 to 1071 and encodes 356 amino acids. Gene Ontology annotation, molecular function: double-stranded DNA binding. Gene Ontology annotation, biological process: regulation of DNA-templated transcription. The record is from RefSeq and is a predicted model, not a curated record. NCBI's taxonomy places the organism in Eukaryota, Oomycota, Peronosporomycetes, Peronosporales, Peronosporaceae.